AUGGUGGAUCGUCAGCGCGACGACAAGACCGAAACAAGUAUGCGCCCAGCCACUGCAGCGGCAAAUGCCGCAAGUCAGCAAAAUCCCUCGAUUGCCAGGAGCAUGUCUCGAUACCGGCGCAAUCGACCUCCAGCCUGUACCGACUCAGCAGCACCUCCAACCCCCGCGCUUCCGGUUCAUCGCAAAGUUGACUGUGCGCCUGUUCUGCCAAGCAGUGCCAAGCCAGUGUUAGGGCUGGAGGAAGAGAAGGCAAGAGAACAACACAGGUUAAAUGCAAUGGCGCAGUUGACAGGCGCUGCUCCCGUUCCAGUAGUCUCAUCACGGACUGCAAAGGCGACGAAGGAAGUUAAACCGAGGAAAGCGCUUCACAAAGAUCAACCCUCGACGACAUCAUCGCGGCCGGUCCAGUCCGGCCGACACAAAGCGGACACCCCACCCUCCUCUAGUGAUACUAACCGCAAGUCUCUUUUACAAAAGGUCGGCCUCUCCAAGUCAAAACUGUCCCAAGACCUCACCAAAGAUUCCCCCAACUCAGGAUCUGCGAAGCCCAACUACAUUGGGAUUGGAGGUGGCGGUAUUGUGCCUGGCACUGAUGCGCCAGUCUCUGCUGUCAAUGCGGGUGAGCGUUUCGUGCUUGUCAAGUUUGGCGAUGCCAGCGCACGGUUGCCCGUGACUCCAGUCACCCAGGUGCAAGAUAUGCUGCAGGCCGCUGCUCAACAAAUCUCUCGCGACAUUGAACCGGACACCUUCAUUGUGAUCGAGUCCUUCCAACAGAUUGGGCUGGAGCGACCUUUGCGCCAGUAUGAACGUAUCCGAGAUGUCAUGAACUCCUGGGCGUUGGAUACCGAUGGUAGCCUCAUUAUCGUACCGCCUUCUAGUAUAGAGGCCAUCGCCCAGCUUGAAGCGCAAAGCGUUCCUGUUGAAAAACCUAGCGAGACUACAGUCUACUGCUACUACUCUCAUCGACCUCGCAAGUGGGACAAGCGAUAUGUCACUCUCCGAGCUGAUGGACAAGUGACAAUCUCCAAGAAAGAGAACUUGAAAGAUACCACCAACAUCUGCCACAUCUCAGACUUUGACAUAUACUCCCCAAGCGCUCGAUCAUCUGCAAAAGAAAUCAAGCCCCCUAAGAAAAUCUGCCUUGCAAUCAAGAGUCAGCAGAAGUCGUCCAUGUUUCUGUCAACUGACAAAUUUGUGCACUUUUUCAGUACCAAUGACCGUGCAGUGGCUGAUAAGUGGCACAAGGCUGUUCAGAGCUGGCGAAGCUGGUACUUGGUGAAUAAAGUGGGUGCUGCAAAUCCAGUCAAACCAGCCGAUGAGGUGGAUCGCAAGGCUUCGCUGGUGCAAUCUGCAACCAGGAUGAUCCCCCAGAGAGAUGCAUCUUCCGAGAAACCUCGAUCGUUGGACCGUCAGAACAGUGAGCCAGAGCCUACACGCCGCUCUAUUGAGCAUACCCGGAAAGAAAGCGUCCCACGCAGGAAGACGACUCGCGAGCACAGGCCCCCUCCAAGCUCAUUCCCAAAGACCCUCGCCAUCGAUACCAACACGAGCCAACAUCAGACACGUACACGUCAAGACUGGUCCCCCUCCGAAGACCCGGCUGAUGGUGUCUUUAACUCAUCCAGCCUAUUGGGUAGAACGUAUACCCAGCGACAGCAGGCGAUGCGUGAGCGGGAAGAAAGAGAAAAGCGAGCAAAGCAAGAUCCGUUUGCCGCUCAGGGUCUCGUAUCUGCAAGCCCCGUGUAUUCACCAAUUGCACAGCCGAGUAGCCGCACCAACACACUCACCCAAGCCGAUACUGCCGCCCAACUGGGACGUACAAUGUCCCUCAACCAGCAGCAGAAGCCGUUGGUGGAUUUGACCCCGGUCUUCGUGGAACCACCCCAGCACUCUCGCAAAGGUCGUGGCGUCCAUAUCGAACCUGGACGGCAGCUGAUCGAUGCAGCUACCGGUCCCGAACUGACCCCUGGCAAGGUGAAUGUUCCCCCAGCCACAUCCUGGCGACGCCCGCCUGCCGAAGUCCCUCCGCAGAGCCGGUACCGCUCGAAUACCAUGCGGAGUGGGCGGAGUGGGCGACAGGUCUCGGCACCGGUUCACUACGCAGGCGCCAGUUCGGCCGGAGCCAGCCCGACGUCGCCUGAAGGCCCAUUCGUGGCGAAUAGUCUGUUGGCGGCAUCGAGUCGUAAUAUGGGUAGCUACCCGGGCCAGAGCAGAGCAGCAAUCGGGGGACAUGGGGUUGCGACGGGUGACCGUAACGCAACCCGCCCGUUGCUCGACAUGUCGGACGAGAACCCCUUUGCGGAAGGCAGUCUGCUGCGCAAGCUGUGA
Molecule: messenger RNA, 2328 nt
Organism: Penicillium subrubescens
Lineage: Eukaryota; Fungi; Ascomycota; Eurotiomycetes; Eurotiales; Aspergillaceae
Exons: 1
Coding region: 1-2328 (775 amino acids)
Source: RefSeq, a predicted model, not a curated record